CAUCAGUGUCAGCCCUUCAACACUGACUCAGCUUUGUAAUUUCUUAACAGAAUUUACUGUCAUUUGUCUUGAGAAAAAACCCUUGGAGUAGAAUACUUGAAUGAAUUUAUUGGCUCUUUGCUGGUUACCAUGUAAACACCUCAAGAUCCCACUGUGAAUUAUGAAUGAGUUGCUAGGGACAGUAUGUCUGAGUCAAGUGUAAACAUCACGUCAAUAACACAGUUGUCAGUGAUGGUGUAGUGUAAUGGAUGGAUGGGUACGUCGUCUAUAGCAUGACAGUGGCAUAUGGCAGGGGUGUACACAGCAGCAUGUCUUCAGUGGAUGGCCACCUGUGAGUUGCACCUGGGGUGUGCAGGGAGGAUUGUUUCAUCAUUCAUCGUCUUGUAUUUUGUUAUGGUUUCAUCAGAAAUCUCAGCUGAAUAACAAGCACCUGAACAUCACUGGGAAACCCAUUUUCAUGGACAAGAUGGUGUUUGGCAGCCCCUCCUACCCCUCUCCGCUGGACCGGGUACGUACGGGACGCAGGGACCGAGCCUUACAGAUGGGGAUAGCUGCCAGCCGGGAGGAGUCCUUUGAAGCUAAUCAGUCCUUCCCCAAGGUCACAAAAUCAAAACUACAGCCAGAUAUAACUACCACACCUGUGAAGCUUAAAAACUUUCAAUGUGAUGGUUUGAAUGAUGUCAGCUUUUCUCCGGGACUGUGCAAGGGGUCAUUUGCAGCAACCCCUGACCCCUACUCAAGCGGCAUGUCACUGAACCAGAGCUGGUCAUUCUACAACUACAUCGGGGGUGGUCAGUCUGGCAUGGCCUUCCCCACAACUGUGAGAAACCCUAACAAGGCCAUCUGCACCAUAGAUGCCAAUACGUCCGAGAUCCUGGUGGCGAAUGAGAUGGCGUGCGAGCUGUUCAGUUAUGAGCAGGAUGAGCUGCUGGGAAGGAGGCUCCGAGAUCUCAUCCACCUGAAGCCCCGUGACCAGCAGACUAUGGUAGAGUCUCAUCUCGAGUUGAACGGGGAACUCAUCGACAUUUCAGGCAAAGUGGUCGAUGCAGUGGACAGUAAUGGACUAAUCCUGCCUGUGUCGAUGUGGGUGAAAAAGCUGGAGAUCCUGAAGGAGCCGAGAUGCCUGUGUGUCAUGGAGCCAGUUGAGAGAACUGUUGCAACAGUCAAGUUUAAUACAGAGGGCUGCAUCUUGAGCUGUGACCAGACUUUGGCUUCACUGUAUGGCUUCCCCAACCCUGAGGAAAUCAAUGGGCUUCACAUGAAGGAUCUCAUACCUGCCUUCAAAUGUCCUGUCUCCAGAUUGUCACUAGAUAAGGACACUCGGAAGCAGCGAGCCACAGGGAGGACGCGUGAUGGGUCCAUGUUUCCCCUCAGCAUAGUAGUCAAACCUACCGAGGAGGACCGUGACAGGAGGAACAUCCCCCCGGAUGAAAGAGAGGAGGUUGUGUUCACGGGUGUGGUGUGGGUGUUUGCUAACAUCAGUGGGAUGAUCACCUUCCUCCCUGACGGCACCAUACACAGCGUCAAUGACAACUUCGCCCGCAUGCUGUUUGGGUACAGCCAGGAAGAGCUAGUGGGCAAGGACAUCUCCUGUCUGAUCCCAGACUUCUAUGACAUCCUGGACCUCGACGAUGGGAUCCCUCUUCCUCCGCUUGAUGACGAGGAUGAAGAAGAGAUAAUACCAUUUAUUCUAAAGCCAGAUAUCUUGCAGGGGAAACUUGAAACACCUGUGAAAGAGAAUGGAGAGAGGUGUGAUCUUCUCAAGGAGCUGUGUGUGCAUAAACCAGGUGUCACUUCCACGCCCAAAAUACCUACAGAGACAUCAGAACACAGGCAAGAUGAGGCAAAGGAUUCCAAGAUGGCAAUUACAGGUUGCAGUAAUAAAAACAACAGUCAGAAUGGGGAAAUUGACAAGGUGUUGAGUGAAAUGGACAAGCUUAAUAUCAGUGCUAAAAGUGUCAAGUCUCCAGGAGAACCAGAAGAGGACCUCAGUGGUUCCUACCUAGAAGACAAAGAUAUGUCUUAUGUCAGUGAGAGCAUGGAGGAGCUUCUGUCUACUACACCCCCACAGGUUGACUUUCAUAAGUCUUCGGACACUGACAGCUGCAUUUCAGAAGAUUCACAGCGAGUGGAGAGCAGCCAGGAUGGCAACAAUGGGGACAUCAGCAAUGAAAUUGACACUAGUGGAGACGUGCUGGCCAUGUCUUCCGAGAAAGGAAUCAACUGCCAAAAACGCAAACAAAAAGACUUGCUCAUGGAGCUUCAGAAACAAAUAGCUCGGAAGCAUGAAAUGAACAACGGAGACAUAAGUUCCAGUUCUCCUGAAGGAUCAUAUUCUCAGUUUGGGGAACAGAUGACAAAUUUGCUGCCUCUGUAUAUGAAUAAGACAUUAGAUUCAACUGGUGAUACUCAUCUAGAUGAAGAGUCCAGUUAUUUCAGUCGGGAUGGGUUAGAAUCUCACCCAAGUACGGACUCGAGUGGAUCUGUCAAGUCUGCUCAUAGUAGACUGAGUGAGAAGGCUGGUGGUGACAAGCCUCAACAAAUGUCUGGUCAGGUCAUAGAUGAAACAUGCAACAGCAAUCACAGCAACAACAGUUUCAGUGCCCGUCCAUCUUCUCGGCAGUCAGGCACACAGACCUCAUACACAGAGUGUCCCAGUCAGUUUCCUGAGGGCAGUUUCACUGGACAGUGUCGACAUAAAGAUGGACACAGGCUAGGUAUCAUAUUUCAACUGAAGCGAGUGGAGCUGGACGAUGGCCAGUUUGUGUAUUGCAUGUGGACGUCCCGGGACCCAGAAGAGCCGGGGGAAGGAGGAAGGUCUUACGCCAGUCUCACCCUCGCUUCCAGUCUCAACAGCACUCUGGAUAAAUCUAACAUGAGUCUUGGAGAGCUAUUGGCAGACAAGGCUAACUCUGAGUCCAAGACCAACAUUCUGGAUGAGACAGAGGCCGAUGAUGAUGCAGUGGAGGAGGAGGAGAAGAAGGAAGAGGUUGACAUGCUCGGCUCGGGGCUCUAUGACGAAAUCUACGACACUCACGACUGCAUUGGGAAGGGAGCGUUUGGUUUUGUCAAGCUUGGCUGCAGGAAGAAGGACAAGGAGGAGGUGGUGGUCAAGUUUAUCCGGAGAGGGAAAGUGUUGAAGGACUGCUGGGUGUUUGAUGAUGCACAUGGACGUAUACCGAUGGAGGUCAGCCUGCUGCUCAAGUUGAACCACCCCAACAUUGUCAAUGUAAUAGACGUGUUCCAGAACGAGGAGUUCGUGCAGAUGGUCAUGGAGAAGCAUGGCAGUGGGAUGGAUCUGUUUGAGUUUAUUGAUCGCAACCCCACGAUGGAUGAGUCCCUGGCGAGCUACAUCUUCAGACAAAUGGUUGCUGGUGUUUCGUAUCUCCACAGCAAGAAUAUUGUACACCGGGACAUUAAGGAUGAGAACAUCAUUGUGGACGAGAGGUUUCGUAUCAAGCUGAUAGACUUCGGUGCUGCCACCUACAUGAGAGGCGAGAAACUGUUUGGUACAUUUUGUGGAACCCUGGAGUACUGCAGUCCCGAGGUGUUGCUGGGAAAUAAAUACCGUGGCCCAGAGCUUGAGAUGUGGUCUAUGGGAGUGACUCUCUACACGCUGGUGUUUGGAGAGAAUCCUUUCUUUGAUGUGGAAGAAACAAUACAGAGUAAACUGAAACCACCCUUUGGUGUUUCCAGAUCUCUGAUGUUCUUGGUGACAUGGAUGCUGCACCGCGACCCUGUGUGUCGGGCCACCAUCAAGGAUGUGGAGAGGAAUGCAUGGGUCAAGCAGGAGGUGGACAUCCAGCAGUACAAGUGGGAGGAGGUGCUCCCCAACUCAGAGUUCCAUGGCAACAACGCAGCUGACAACCGCCCCGACUCCCCCUCCGACGUGCCUCCUGCUAAUGUCCCUGGAUUUAAACCCUACCAACCAGACAGUGAUGAUUCUGAUCUGCAGGAGAAACUCAGGGAAGUGCUGGAGAUUGACACACACUUCACGACGGAAUAUGUCUGAAUCAGUAACACUCUACAUCAGGGAAGGUGUUUCAGUCAAUAAUAUAUGAACUCCAUCACGGUCCAUGCCUAUCAUGCUACAUCACAGAAUAUGACCGAGGCAAUCGCACUGCCUGACAGAAUAUAACCGAGGCAAUCACACUACAUCACAGAAUAUGACUGUCAAUCUCACUUCAUCAUGGAAUAUGGCUGAGUCAAUGACAUUACAUCAUGGAAUAUGGCUGAGUCAAUGACAUUACAUCAUGGAAUAUGGCUGAGUCGAUGACAUUACAUCAUGGAAUAUGGCUGAGUCAAUGACAUUACAUCAUGGAAUAUGGCUGAGUCGAUGACAUUACAUCAUGGAAUAUGGCUGAGUCAUUAAUACAUGAACACUAUUACAAGGACAGUGGAGCCAUUCACACAUUUCUUUUUCCACUACAUCACAGACUAUUUCUUGACAAGUCAAUCAUACAGAGACUAAAUUGCAGAACUUGUCAUUCAGACAUUUUAUUACAUUACAGACUUUAUCUGAUGUUACAAUAAAACAAAUGUCACAUAUUUCAUCCUGGUGCUUGAAGAAUUUAGUCAUUUUUGUGAACUGCCAGUAAAUUCAGUCAGUAUCUUAUAUACAUAUUUUUUUAUUCACUACAUAUUUUUUGUAAGUUUUCUACCUAUGUCCUUGUAUGAUUGUUUUUGGAGGCAGAGUUAUGUUGCCACAAACAACAGGUAAAUCUCUGCUUGGUUGUGAAGUUCCCUGAUUCUCUCCAUCCCCAUGUGGGCGGUGGGGUAGCCUAGUUAAAGCAUUCGCUCGUCAUGCCGAAGACACGUGUUCGACUCCCCACAUGGGUACAAUGUGUGGAGCCCAUUUCUGGUGUUCUGAUAUUGCUGGAAUAUUGCUAAAAGCGGCGUAAAACCAUACUCACUCCAUCCCCACAUUGACGACUAAACUUCACUGGCAUGGACAUGUCAUGACAUCUAUACUGAAGUCAAUUAACCUCAGUAAUGUUAAGAUAAUCCCUCUCAUGAGUAACCGUAGUCUUGAAGUGGUAGGUUAAUACUUGCAUUGACCCUUAGUAGUGCUGAACAGUUUUACAUACAGUUACGUGUUUCCUGUUGGACUGUUAGUGUUGAUGAAAUGCUGAGAGAAUGAUGACAAGGAAUGAUACAGAUGCACGUUGACCACGCGACAGGUGAUAUAUACAUAUUGUGUCCUAGCCGCUGAUUGUUGCACAGUACUCAUGCUUAUUGUCAUGUGAGGAAAUGCAUGUAUGUCAGUAAAGAAUUCACUUUUUAAUUUAGACACUCCAACUAUGACCUUAUGCACCUUCUGUAUAAAAUCUUCAAAACACUGAAGUAUAAUUUGACAUUAACACUCAUGAAACGAGACUCAUUACGAGGUGAACAUACAAGUUAUUAUUUCUGUGUGUUUAUUUGUAUGAUGGCCUCUUUUGUAUUGUGCACAGUUAUCCUGAUUGCCCUGUAAUGAACUAAGGUUCCAGUGGUUAAAUGUGGUGGUUUGGGAUGUGAGAUAAUCUGUGUAUUGCUGUAUACUUACACCAGACAAUUGUAACUGUAUAUACAAUAGUCAAGCCUGCUUCUUUUGUUAGAUGGGCUUGCAUAAGUGAUGUCAAUAAACCAAAUAUAAUUAUACAUUUAGUCAGGAUCUAUAUAAAACACAACAAUCUUGUGGAAUAUUGACCCUUUUCAUUUGUGAAUAAUGUGUAUGUCUUUAACAGUUAAAAAUUAAGUUUCUGUAUAAAAAAAUCAACUGAAAUCUGUACAAAGUUUUUAAAAGAAUUCUGUUGUGAAUCUGUGAUUGAAUUAUGUGAUAUAUUUGAUGUCCCUGGUGGCUACUUCAAUUCUUGUGACUUUUUUAGUUAACUCAUCAUCGGGACCUGUGUCUCCGGUGAUGCUCAACAAGUCUGUUUUAUCUGUUGCGUGAAGUUUUAUAUACUUUCUACUCUCUACUCUGUCAUAUGAUUUGUACGACAUCGUGAUUGAGUGAGUACCAUUUGUGGUGAACUAUAUCAAUCUGGACUUUAUUAAUCUGGACUUAAUUAUUCUAUGACAGUAAUAACUAGAAGUGGUCUCUACUCCAUUGUCCAUAGAGUUGUGUGCCAGGAUCUGCUGUCUGGGUUUGUACCCUUGACCGAUCCUGAUUAUGUUACUUGGUUUGUCAGCACCUUUCUCAUGCUUGUGGGUUUCACCCAAGAGAUAAACGUCUACGACAUGCAUCAGUUUGGGCUUUCCUCCAAGCUGACAGAUUGUGAUAUGACUGAAACCUUUAAGUCUGGAAUAGAACCUUGGUCUGUUUCCAUCCCUCCUGAAAAAAGGGUGUUUCUUUAAGAUUUUCAACUUUAGUUAUGUUGUUGGUGGUGAACUCAAAACAAAAGUAAGGUUGAAUAUAAGCCUGGUUUAUCUGGAAUUCAUGACAUAGCUGUAAGGUAGGUUUUUGAGUUUUGUAUUCAGAAAAUCGAUAUAAGUAAAAGUUCAUUGGUACAUACAGUUGUAAUACUUCUGAGAAAUCUAUUCAUCUAUGCACGAUAUUAUGAUUUUGAUUACACUUUUUUUAACAUGUCACAGUUUAUUCUUCACUGUUGAUUCAAAUCCUUUAAGGUACCGGGAUAACUGAAACCUGUUCACCAGACCAUGUAUCAAAUGUAGUAGGUCAUAUCAGAGCCAUGAAGACGAGGGUGUUUUGUUUAUAUAUACACCUAUCAUGCAAAUUCACAAACCAAGUAUAACAAAGCACCAUAUGUACUUAAUAUAUAUAGAGGAAAGGGAUUGUAUAAGUUGUAUUGAUAACAGUAUUGUCCACUUACCUUUGUAGGAGGUGCACAGAUUACAGCAUUGCAGUUAAUGGCAACAAUAUAAUACCUCACAUGUAUGUUAAGAUUAGGCCCUUAUUAAACAGUUAGAUUUUCAUCCCCAGCCACGUGACAACCAAACCAGUAUUUACUUGAUAAAAUACACCAUAACAUAGUCCUACCAAACAGGAGUGCUUUGUGUUAAUUGAUACAGAAAACAGACAACACAGAUGCCUUGCACUUUUAGUUAAUACAAAAAAGAUCAAAUGAAUUUGCUGUCCUCUUAAGUUUUGUUACAAAUUUGGAUGAAAAUCUAAUUCUUAAUUGUGGUGAAAUGUAGUUUUCUGCAUAUAGCCCAGUAAUACAAUACUUCCAGUAACCGUUUUAUCUAACAGAGGUGCAUCUUGCAUAGUACUUCAGAUAAAUGCUAACCUGUGUACAAACUAUGUGUGACAAGUCACUGUAAACUAAUCCUUUUGCAUAAUGUAGACUUGAGUUGUUAGCUCGCCUGAACAAGGUGCAUGUGAGAUUGUGUCAUGGCGUGUUGUCUAGCAGUCGUCCGCCCUUCUUACAUUUACCUAUCUGAAGCUGACCUUAUUUUGACCUUAUCAUAUAUGAAUAAUUAAUCAUUUGUUUUUUUUAUAAAGCAUUCACAAGUUCAGGUGAGCUACAGGGCCUAAAGCAAGUAGUUUUUUUUUCCCAGCAUACUGAUACCCGUGACCAUAUGCCAAUGUGCAGAAGUAUCAGUUUAGAUACAAGAACACUGGAUGUUCAAAGAUACCCGUCAAUACUCAUAUCUCCUGCCACUCUGCAGUCAGCAUGCAACCUAUUCUUAGGCAAAUGUUAUCGAGUUUCUUUGUCAGGAGACUUUCCAAAAUAAGUCAAAAGACAUUCAAAGAGAUGCUGGUAGACAUUCAAAGUCAGCAGAGGGAAGCAUGGUUUCGGAAUCACUGCAAUUCUCCAUUUGGUAUACUUACAUCACUCAUGUGCCGACCUACUAAACAAGGAACCCCACUGUAUCCAUGACAACCAAUAUCACUGAGACUCUGGUAAUAUGGAAACCUGAUGGAGAAAUUGCUGAAUAGCAAGCUUCAGGACUUGAAGUAGUCAUUGUUUGGCGUGAGUUCAAUGCCAGACUGUCAACAGCAGGUAAUGUUAUCGAGGUUACUUUUCCCAAAGUACCUGAAGUCUGUUGGAUUUGUGAUGUACUGAUGUAUUUGGUUGGGUUGAUCUUCCAUAUUCUUGGACAAAAUGUUCUUUUGUAUUUUGGUUUCUAUUUUGAAUUGCCUGAAUUCAGGUCAUGUCAGUUUAUAUCGCAAAUAUUUUGUCAUUUUUGUGGCAAAUUUGUCUUGAAGGCAGGGUUUCCAUAGUAACCGAGUUUCACAGUAUAUAUAGUGGUUAGUUGGUUAUCCAAAUGAUAGAAAGGAUUUUUCUGUAUAUGUUCUAUAUAUAUGACCUGCCUACAAUGACACACACACCACUCACCACCCUGAAGAAAACCUUCAAAAUCAAUUCUAAGUUAUAUACCCAGUCAAUACUUCGAACUCGAGUGAAGAACAUCAACAUCAAUAUAAUUCUGAUUCUGUAGAAAUGACCAUGAAUGGAGAAUAUAUGAAGUUUGAGUGCUGUUGCUGUUACAUAAGGCUAGAUGUGGGUUGGUGAUGUGGCUGAUCAGUUUAGGAUCCUGUGCUUUGUUUUAUUCUACCAGCUUUUUGGUGCUAUGGUGUGAGUAGAAAUAUGGCAGAUCAGAUACUUUUCACAAAGGGAUAAUAUUUUACAUUUUGUCAUCCCUGAAAAAGAUAACUUGGCAAUGAAAUUAAUCUCAGAAAAUGUUAUAAUAUUUGAUAGGUGUGAUUUAUGCUUUACAGAUUGCACAAUGGAUGUUCUUGUGCAAUGAAGAAUUCUUAAACAUUCAUAAUAAUAUUUACACUUGUAAACUUACUAUGUGCGAGAUUUGGAAAUAACUUUAGAAUCUGCAAAAUGCUAAGUUCAUUUACCAGCCAAACUUUAGACAUGGGACAGCUAUUGUGGGUAUUAAGUUUAUUGUUGAUUGGUUACAAAUGAAUUUUUGAAAAGUUAAUUAUAUUGCAUGAAGAAGGAAAAA
Haliotis rufescens (red abalone) is the source of this 8901-nucleotide messenger RNA. Its product is annotated as PAS domain-containing serine/threonine-protein kinase-like. Gene Ontology annotation, cellular component: cytosol; nucleus; cytoplasm. The coding region runs from base 458 to 4012 and encodes 1184 amino acids. Gene Ontology annotation, molecular function: protein serine/threonine kinase activity; ATP binding. The record is from RefSeq and is a predicted model, not a curated record. The transcript has 20 exons. Gene Ontology annotation, biological process: protein phosphorylation; intracellular signal transduction; negative regulation of glycogen biosynthetic process. NCBI's taxonomy places the organism in Eukaryota, Metazoa, Mollusca, Gastropoda, Lepetellida, Haliotidae.